ACAAGUAGGAACAGCAGAUGCAAAAUAAAAGAGAUAAAAAAUAACCAAAAAACAUAAAAAUAUAAACAUGAGUGCCUAAGACAUAUUUCGUUACAAAUAACAUUAGAAAUGGUUUUAAUAUUGCGAACGCUAUUUGCGAAAGAAUUCAAAAAACCUCGGAACUAUCUCCGAAGUAAAUUUAUUGAUUCUGUGAGAUUGCAUGUUAAAGGCGGUACUGGUGGGACGGGACUUCCAAAGUUUGGAGGACUAGGCGGGCAAGGAGGCUGUAUUUACUGCGUGGGAAAAGAAGAUGCUAAUCUCAAAAAUAUUAUGACCAAACACAGAGGGAAGACAAUCACUGCCGGACACGGUGAAGACAGCAGAAAAACAAAAAUAGUUGGUAAUCCAGGUACCGACGUAAAACUAGAGGUUCCAUUGGGUGUUACUGUGUAUAGAGAGGAUGGUAAAGUUUUGGGCUCGAUUGAUAAUGAGGACGACACUGUCAUAAUAGCGAGAGGCGGCCCUGGCGGCACUCCGCAGAACAAUUUCCUCGGUCACUUCGGUCAAACACAUCACAUACGAUUAGAUUUAAAAUUAAUCGCAGACAUUGGUUUAGUGGGAUUUCCAAAUGCCGGAAAAAGUUCAUUACUAAAAGCAAUAUCAAGAGCAAAGCCUCGCAUAGCCGACUACCCUUUUACAACCAUCAAACCCAACAAAGGUGUGAUGAUAUAUUCAGAUAAGAGACAGAUAUCAAUUGCAGACUUACCAGGGUUAAUAGAAGGAGCCCACGUCAAUGUAGGGCUCGGCCAUAUGUUUCUUAAGCAUGUAGAAAGAACAAAAUUAUUACUUUUCAUAGCUGAUGUAAAAGGUUUUCAGUUGAACCCCAAAUAUCCAAAAAGAUCCUGUUUAGAGACAGUACUUUUACUGAACCAGGAAUUAGAACUUUAUAAUCCAGAAUUAUUAGAAAAACCAGCAGUCUUAGCUGUUAAUAAAAUGGAUUUGGAAGGAGCAGAACAGACAUUUAAUGAAAUUAAAGAAGCAUACAGAAAUAUAGAACAUAUUCUACACAAAAUUCCAGAAGAAAUAAGACCUGAAAAAUGCAUAUCUUUUGAGGAUAUUAUAGGAAUAUCUGCUUUAAAUGAUAAAGAGAGUAUAGAGAAACUAAAGCUGCUAUUGAGAAAGAGACUAGAUGACUUUGCAGAUGAGAAUAACCCUGAUAUUGUAGACUCAAGCAAAUUAUUCCGCAAACACACUGCUAUGGUCAGAGAACAAGGACCACAACUCACUUAAUUAUAAUAAACCAUAAUCAUAAUA
This is a messenger RNA of Manduca sexta (tobacco hornworm), 1293 nucleotides long. RefSeq names its product GTP-binding protein 10 homolog. Gene Ontology annotation, molecular function: GTPase activity; GTP binding. The record is from RefSeq and is a predicted model, not a curated record. Bases 109 to 1269 code for a protein of 386 amino acids. Gene Ontology annotation, cellular component: mitochondrion. Lineage: Eukaryota; Metazoa; Arthropoda; Insecta; Lepidoptera; Sphingidae. The transcript has a single exon.